Messenger RNA from Panonychus citri (citrus red mite), 867 nucleotides. RefSeq names its product serine/threonine-protein phosphatase 2A 56 kDa regulatory subunit epsilon isoform-like. Lineage: Eukaryota; Metazoa; Arthropoda; Arachnida; Trombidiformes; Tetranychidae. Bases 118 to 612 code for a protein of 164 amino acids. Gene Ontology annotation, cellular component: nucleus; protein phosphatase type 2A complex; cytosol. Gene Ontology annotation, biological process: protein dephosphorylation; signal transduction. The record is from RefSeq and is a predicted model, not a curated record. Gene Ontology annotation, molecular function: protein phosphatase activator activity. The transcript has 4 exons.
AAACAUUAUCACGGAACUAAUUUAUAUUCAUUUCUUAUUCAUUAUUAUUUUUCUUAGCUUGCUUAUUGUGUUGUACAAUUCCUAGAAAAAGACGCAACUUUAACCGAAUCCGUGAUCAUGGGCUUAUUGAAAUAUUGGCCUAAAACUUGCAGCCAAAAAGAAGUUAUGUUCCUCGGCGAAAUUGAGGAAAUUCUUGAUGUAAUUGAACCUACUCAGUUCGAUAAAAUUCAAGAAUCAUUAUUUAAGCAGAUUGCCAAAUGUGUAUCGAGUCCACAUUUUCAGGUUGCAGAGCGGGCUCUCUACUUCUGGCAUAACGAAUACAUAUUAAGUCUAAUCGAGGAGAACUCUAACACAAUAAUGCCAAUCAUGUUUCCCGCAUUAUAUAAGAUUUCGAAGGAGCAUUGGAACCAGACGAUCAUCGCUCUUGUAUACAAUGUUUUGAAGACCUUUAUGGAAGUUAACUCUAAGUUAUUUGACGAAUUGACUGCAAAUUAUAGACAAGAAAGACAAAAAGAGAAGAGAAAAGAAAAAGAAAGAGACGAGUUAUGGAGGAAAUUAUCGGAAUUGGAAUUAGAUGCCAAGAGUGGACCAAUAGGAGACGGGAGACUUUAACCACAACAUAAAUAUAUAUAAAUUGUAACAAAGAAGCAAAAAGAGAGAUAAUAGCUCACUCUGGUGUAAACACCGGGAAGUUUGGGCUGGGCACAUUUUAUGCCGUUUGAGACAAUACCAACAAGCGUCCAAUAGCCUUUCAUGUUGAUCAUCAAGGGGCCGCCGGAAUCACCAAAACAUGCAUCCUUUCCUCCUUCCUGGAAACCAGCACAUAAAGACGAUUCAGGAAUCUUUACCUCUUUAUUAUACUCCGAA